This is a messenger RNA of Pomacea canaliculata, 3983 nucleotides long. RefSeq names its product exportin-2-like. The coding region runs from base 236 to 3142 and encodes 968 amino acids. The transcript has 27 exons. Gene Ontology annotation, molecular function: nuclear export signal receptor activity; small GTPase binding. Gene Ontology annotation, cellular component: nuclear envelope; cytosol. Gene Ontology annotation, biological process: protein export from nucleus; protein import into nucleus. The record is from RefSeq and is a predicted model, not a curated record. NCBI's taxonomy places the organism in Eukaryota, Metazoa, Mollusca, Gastropoda, Architaenioglossa, Ampullariidae.
GUGAGUGACAGUGUCUGAAGUUCCUGAAUUAUUUCAGCUUCUCAAAACUUUAAGGCUGAAGUAGUAUCACUCCAUUUUUUUUUUCGAACAACAUAUUUAUGUAUUCUGUGAUAGUUCGUAAUUAAAUUGUGAAAACGACGAUGGGGAAGAACGAAAACAUUUUGUAAUGUUUGCUUUCUUCUUUUUUGACUGUCAGUAAAGCACUUAAAUUUAGCUUGUCAAGCCACUUUCUACAAUGGAAAUAACAGAUAGCAAUUUGCAAGCCUUAGCAGGAUAUCUGCAACAGACACUGUCACCAGAGGCUCAGAUCCGCAAACAGGCUGAGCGAUUUUUGGAAUCUGUGGAGCGUAACCAAAACUAUGGCCUUUUGCUUCUGCAUUUGAUGGACAAGUCUGAUAUUGAGCUCCACAUUCGUGUUUCAGCUGCCAUUGUCUUCAAGAAUUUUAUCAAGCGUAAUUGGCGCAUUAUUGAUGGGGAGGGCAACAACAUUCAUGAUGCUGACCGAUUAGCAAUCAAACAGCACAUUGUAGGCCUCAUGCUGAAGAGUCAUGAACAGGUACAGAAGCAGCUCAGUGAUGCCAUCAGCAUUAUUGGAAGAGAAGACUUUCCUAAGAAGUGGGAAGGUCUCAUUCCAGAGAUGGUCAGCAACUUUCAGACAGGAGAUUUUCACAUCAUCAAUGGUGUUCUGCACACAGCUCACUCUAUUUUCAGAAGGUAUCGUCAUGAAUUCAAAUCUGAUGAAUUGUGGAAAGAAAUUAAGUUUGUUCUGGACAACUUUGCAGUAGCCUUUACAGAGCUUUUUAAGGCCACAAUGGGACUUGCAUCAACACAUGCUAAUGAUCCUGCCGCUCUCAAGGUCAUCUUCAGCUCAAUUUUGCUCAUCUGCAAGAUCUUUUAUAGUCUCAACUUUCAGGAUCUACCUGAACAUUUUGAGGACAACAUUAAGCCUUGGAUGGAUAAUUUCCUGCAGCUUCUGAGUGUUGACAAUAAACUCCUUAAGACAGAGGAUGAGGAAGAAGCUGGCCUGCUGGAGCAGGUGAAGUCUCAGGUCUGUGACAAUGUGGCGCUUUAUGCUCAGAAGUAUGAUGAGGAGUUUGGACCAUUCCUUCCAAAUUUUGUGACAGCAAUCUGGGGUUUGCUGGUCAGCACAGGACAAGAAGUCAAGUAUGACCUGCUUGUGAGCAAUGCAAUUCAGUUCUUGGCCUCGGUUGCUGAAAGACCAGGAUAUCGCUCACUUUUUGAAGACCCAGCAACUUUGGCAAACAUAUGUGAGAAAGUCAUUGUUCCCAACAUUCAGCUUCGACAAGCCGAUGAGGAACUGUUUGAUGACAAUCCAGAGGAAUAUAUCCGCAGAGACAUUGAAGGCUCUGAUGUUGACACACGUCGACGUGCAGCUUGUGACCUGGUGCAGGCCCUUUGUAAAUCGUUUGAAGGACCUGUUAUUCAGAACUUUUCAACUUAUGUCCAGGGUCUUCUUGAGGCUUACAGUAAGAACCCACAAAGCAACUGGAAGAGCAAAGACUCUGCGCUUUAUCUCAUCACAUCCCUGGCAUCCAAAGGCAUGACACAGAAGCAAGGAGUAACCCAAACCAGUGAACUGGUGAACAUAACAGAUUUUUAUAGGGGACAUGUCUUGCCUGACCUGCAGUCCAGCAAUGUUGAUGAGACACCAAUUCUGAAGGCAGAUGCUAUCAAGUAUCUUAUGGUGUUUCGAAGUCAGCUUCCAAGGGAGGAACUAGCUGGAAGCGUGCCUCACCUGAUCCGAUAUCUUGGUGCCUCCAGUCAUGUCGUGCAUACAUAUGCAGCUCACACUAUUGAGCGUCUCUUCAUGGUAAAGGUUUCAGGUGGUGCUGUGUUUACAAUGGACACUAUACAGCCAUAUGCAACCGACCUGAUGACAAAUCUAUUUGCAGCCAUGGAAAAGCCAGGCUCAACAGAAAAUGAAUAUAUUAUGAAAGCUGUAAUGCGGACAAUGUUGUUGCUACAGCACCAUAUACUUCCAAUGAUGACACAGCUUUUGCAAGGACUUACACACAAGCUGGUUCUUGUCAGUAAGAAUCCAAGCAAACCCCAUUUCAACCACUACCUGUUUGAGUGUCUCUCCAUUGCCAUCCGCACAUCAUGUAAACAUAAUCCUGAGGCUGUGGCCACAUUUGAGCAGGGUUUGUUUGGGCCAUUCACGGAUAUCUUACAGCAGGAUGUUCAGGAGUUCAUCCCAUAUGUUUUCCAAAUCUUGUCACUUCUGAUGGAGUAUCACAGAGGAGGAGUGCCAGACACCUACAUGGCACUAUUUCCCCAUCUUCUUACCCCGGUUCUGUGGGAACGCCCUGGUAACAUUCCUCCACUUACACGCCUUAUCCAAGCAUUUAUAGAGUUGGGCAGCAGCCAAAUACAAGCUGACAGGCUGAAUGGACUGCUGGGAAUCUUCCAGAAGCUGCUGGCAUCCAAAACCCAUGACCAUGAGGGAUUCUACAUCCUUAACUCAAUCAUUGAGUUCAUGCCACAGUCACUUGUGACAGAGUACACUAGACAAGUCUUUAUUCUUCUUUUCCAAAGGCUUCAGAGUUCGAAGACAACAAAGUAUGUGAAAAGUCUUCUCAUUUUCUUUUCCCUUUAUGCCAUCAAGUAUGGCGCAGCUGCUCUUAUUGACAUCAUUGAGGGAAUCCAGGCAAAGAUGUUUGGAAUGGUUGUUGACCGGCUGUUUGUACCAGACCUAGGAAAAGUGUCAGGUAACAUGGAGCGAAAAAUAUGUGCUGUUGGUGUUACCAAGAUUUUGACUGAGGCUCCCUCAAUGCUACAAGGAGACUAUGUGUCUCUUUGGCCUCGCCUCUUGCAAGCAUUAAUAGGACUGUUUGAACUGCCAGAGGAUGACUCCAUACCAGACGAUGAACACUUCAUAGAAAUUGAGGAUACCCCUGGAUACCAGACAGCUUACUCCCAGUUGGCAUUCGCCAGCAAGAAGGAGCGAGACCCUCUUGGCUGUGAAAUAUCAGACCCUAAACUGAAUCUUGCUAAACACCUAGGAAAGCUGGCCACUGGCCAUCCAGGCAAGAUUCCAACAUUAAUCAACACUGGUUUACAGCCUGAAGCCCAAAAUUACCUCUCACAGUACAUCCAGGCAGCUAAUGUCAGCAUUGUGUGAUUCAGUUCCAUGAUGCACUGACCCAGCAUGAUGGUGCAUGCUUACUGUUUUCAGCCUUGUGCCAAGGACAGUGAAACUGCAAAGGACCUAUACCCAUCCACAUGACAUGACAGUGGGACGAAGACUUUUCAGUAGGACAUUGUGAAACACAUUGUUUUUGAAGGAUUUAACACCAACAUGCCUCUGUCAUGAAGAUUGUGACAGAGAUAUAUUGAACUACAUUUGAUGUAGGAAUGCACUGCAUAGUCAAGGUACUGUUUAUUAGGUGACUAAAGUCAAUAUCAUGUUUACGUAAACAACUGUUCAGUGCAUUCUUUCCUGGUGGAUACACAAGCACAGGAUCAAAGAAUUGUGUCCAAACUACAAUGGUGCAUUACCAAGAAGACUAGUUUAUGAACAUUGAGAUGUUUCUAUGGGAACCAGCCAGCUCCAGCUGCAGUUUGUCUACACUGUGCUAACUCCUUAGAAGCAUGCAACACCAGUAGUGAUCCCCAUAACUUAUCUCGUGCUAUAUGCUGUUCCACCACAAGCCAGUUGCAUGUUUUAACUGUUAGUAAUAGUGCUUGAUUUAUUUGUUUUUUCUUGCUUCUUAAACUCCAAUAAGUGUUGAGUUUAUUUUUUUGGUGGGGGGGGGGGGGGGCAGGCUAAGGGUCUGAUGAUAUUGAAAUAUUCUUGUGGUGCUUGGAUAGGAAUCAUACUAUUAUGAAUAUUUCUUACAAUGGUUACCAGCACUAUUAACAGCUUUGUCAUGAGAAAAUACAGACUUGUUUUAGAGGUACUGCCAUUGUAUGCUUGUGGUCUAGACUUGGUAAAUUGUAAUUAAAAAUGUUUACAAAUGCAA